GCCAUUUUGAUGAAACAGCGAGGAGAGAAGCAGUUUGGAUCAUCGAAAUGGAUUUUAUGGAUUUAAAUUGAAGAUUAACGCGGAUACUCAACUUUCGACUCGACGUGAUGGAAAAUGGCUGUUUAAUGAAGAGGAACCUUUGCGUCCCGACCACCUAACUGGUGCAUUGGUUAGGUCAUUGUUAGCAUAGCGCCGUUAACCUUUAACGUUAGCUAGCUGUUAGCUUCUGAUAGGCAAGUGGUGGUUUCAUGUUGUGUUGAGUGGCGAGGUAUCGUUAGCUAAUCUCGAGGUGUAGCAUGCUAGCCUUGACAUUAGCUAACUAGCUAAUUUAGCACUUAAAACAGUAUAUUACGAUUUCAGAAUACGGUCUUCAAGGAGGUCUAUCGACGAUAACAUUUGUGGACUCGUUGCGGAAGAUUUCACUCGGUUUUGUGGACUUUUUGUGGAGCUCGGGCGGGUUUGUCUUGACAAAUACGAACUGUACCAACAAGGCAAACAUUCACGGACUGAUGCCCUGGAAACCCCAGGCCCGCUGUUAGCCACACUAGCAGCCCGGGCUUUCCACCAAAGACUAUUCACGAAGGACCUCAUUCACACCGCUGUGAUAGAUUUACUUUGUGCUGAAUGGACUCUCUCGGAGGCACCCUGUUAUGUUUAAUCGGACUUUAAAGAACUGACGAGGCACACGACGCCGCUCCAUGGCGCUCUGGCCUCGCAUCUCGAUUAUUUUUUUUGUUGGCAAUAACAAAGACUCUUUGGCCCCUUACACCCACCUCCUUUUGUCUACAGUGUUUCAGCGAAUAUAACAAAAGUUUAACAUAUUAAAGUCACCAGAUCUAGCUGUGUUCAGUGUUGACGCUGUUUUAUUUUGUUAUCAUACCAGGCCUGUGGUUUUUUUUUUCUUCCUUGUGCUUGAUUGACUUAAGUGCUUAGACCUGUUAAAAUGUCGUGUGUUCACUAUAAGUUCUCUUCCAAACUGGACUACAACACUGUCACUUUCGAUGGGCUGCACAUCACCCUCAACGAGCUUAAGAAGCAGAUUAUGGGCCGAGAGCGCCUCAAGGCCACAGACUGCGACCUGCAGAUCACCAAUGCGCAGACGCGAGAAGAAUACACCGAUGAUGAAAUCCACAUCCCGAAACACUCGUCCGUGAUCGUCCGCCGCACUCCGCUUGGAGGAGUGAAACCUGCUGGCAGGACGUUCAUUGUAGAUCGUUCUGACACAGCUGUGGUGGGAUCUUCUAGACCCACUGACUCUUCUCCGUCUAUGUCACUCGCCCAACUCGCCAAGACUGCUAACCUGGUUGACGCUAAUGCAUCAGAGGAGGACAAGAUUAAAGCCAUGAUAUCUCAGUCCAAUCAUGAAUAUGACCCGAUACAUUACUCCAAGAAGUGUGUUGGACCUCCACCUGCUCACUACACCUGCUUUCGUUGUGGAAAGGCUGGCCACUACAUUCGACAAUGCCCCUUGCUGAUGAUCCAGGAUAAGAGUGUGGAGAGUCCCAAGCCAGUGAGGAUUAGUAAGGGCAUUCCUCAGAGCUUCAUGGUGAAGGCAGAGCCCGGCACCAAAGGAGCCAUGUUAACCAGCACUGGAGAAUAUGCGAUACCUGCUAUAGAUGCGGAGGCAUAUGCACAAGGAAAGAAGGAGCGCCCUCCGUUUGUUCCACAUGACCAGUCAUCCUCUGAGGACGAGACCGACCCAAUCCCCGACGAACUCUUGUGUCCGAUUUGCAAUGACCUGAUGACGGAUGCCGUCGUUAUACCCUGCUGUGGAAACAGUUACUGCGACGAGUGUAUCAGGACUGCCUUGUUGGACUCAGAGGAGCACACCUGCUUCACAUGCAAACAGUCCGAUGUUUCACCUGAUAAUCUCAUCGCCAACAAGUUUCUCCGACAGGCUGUGAACAACUUUAAGAAUGAGACCGGAUACACCAAACAUGUUCGCAAGCAGGUGCAAAAUGCAGCCCCGCCGCCACCGCGCCCUCAGUUGGUCCGGCCACUGCACUCGAGACAGCAGGACCCGCUGCUGGCCCACAUCACUCACCCUCCCCCCACAAGUGCACCCUCCACUGCCCCUCAAGUACAGGUCCCGUCCCCCGCUCCUGCACCCACUCCUGCACUCGCUCCUACUCCUGAACCUGCUCCUACUUCUGCUCCUACCCCUCCUCAUGCUGCUGCUGUUGAAGAACAAGAUGAUUCACCAGCCCCUGCACCUUCACCUGUUGUUGACCACCAUUCUCCUAUGCACUCCGCCAGCCAUGUGGAACCACCCCCUCCGGGUGAGACAAAUCCAGAACCUACUGUGACACCAGACUCUUCAGGACCCUCAAACUACCAUUUAAAUAGGAUCGGCCCCCCACCGCCUAUAAGGCCGCCUCAUCCACCAGGUCACCAUUCACGACCGCAGCACUCUCACCGAGGAGGAGGCCGACCCUGGGAGAGGUUUUACAGAGGAAGAGACCACCCCCCCACUCACCUCCAGCCACCUCUACCUCCUGCACCUGUCCCUCCAGUGUACCCAGCGCCGUCCAUGUACCCGCCCCCACCCCAGUCCUAUCCCCCGCCGUACAACUCUGGCCCGGGCCUUCUCCCUCCUAUCAUGGGGUACCAACCCCAGCCUGUUUAUGUUCCCGGACCCCCAGGGCUCAACCCACCCUGGGUUCCCCCUGGAUCCCAGCCCCCUCUUCUGCCUAUGCCCCCCCUCGGUCAGCCCCCCCUCUCCAAGGAAGACUUCUACAGACAGCGGCACCACCGACAGGACACAGUUACAUCCAAACUGGAUGAAUUUACUAAAGACUUCCACAAAGAGCUUAUGAAGUACAGAAAUGCACCAAAGAGACGAAGACCAUCAUAUUCAAGAUCCCGGUCAUACAGUCGCUCUCCAUUCAGCCGCUCUCCGUACUCUCGCUCUAGAUCCAGAUCAAGAUCCAGGUCUUACUCUUAUUCUCCCAGUCGAUCCCGUUCACGCUCCCAUGGCCGGUCUUAUCCCCGCUCCCCUUAUUCUAGACGCAAUGGCCGCAGUUAUGGACGAUCGCGGUCAAGGUCCCGUUCCCGGUCAAGGUCUUAUGGGUAUCGUCGGUCUGGCUCACCGCGGUCUCCUCCCCCCUACAGGCCAGGAGGCUGGGAGGGAGCAGAAGGACCAGGACCUUAUAGGUCCAGGUCACGGUCUCCCCCUCCCCCUGGCCCUGGCCCUGGCCCUGGCCCUGGUGGCUUCCGGCCCCGCAGCCCUGGUGGACGAAAGCCGCCUCCUCGGGAGCUCCCGCCGUAUGAACUGAAGGGUCCCAGUCCUGGCGGCAAUGAGCGCUGGGAAAGAGAACGGUAUCGGCAGUGGGAGAAGGAGUAUGCAGACUGGUACAACCAGUACUACAAAGACUACGACCACCAACACCCCUCAAUGCAUCACAGAGGCCGUGGUAGCAGAGACAGGGAGAGGGGCAGAAUGUCCCCAUUAUCUAGAAAUUACUCUCCCCAAGGGAGAGGAAGAAGAGGAAGAGACGAGAGAGGGGCUCCCCCUAACCAUCCUCCAUCCUCUUCCUCAUCAGCGACUAAGUCCAGCGCUAAACCCCUGAAGACAAAGAAAGUAAAGAAGAAGAGAACUGGGGACGAAUCAGAGGCAUCACAUCAGUCAGUAGACAGAGGGGAUGCGACUCCUGUCAGAGACGAACCGAUGGACGAAAUGCCUUCACUCGUUAAAACGCCUCCCAUGUCCUCAAAGACUUCAGUUGGAGCCGCAACCUCUAAAGCUCCAGCUUCUAAAAGCACCGCCGCACCCGUUAAACCGUCAACCAAGUCAACAUCAAAGACUCCGUCUGAUAGGACAAAGAAAGACAGGGGCCAAAAGGUUAAAGCUAAAGUUAAGACAGAGAGCGUGAAGGUAAAGAGUGACAAAGUGAAGAAAAGGCCCGGAGAAGGUGUGGUGACCAAGAAAGACUCUUCAUCCUCCUCCUCCUCUGGCACAAAACCGUUGAAGCCCAUUAAAACCAAACCAGAAGAUGCCCCCAACUCUACCCCUAAAAAGGAGAAGGGUAAAAGCUCUGCAGUGAGGCCCGCCCUGCUAAAGACCCCCCCACUGUCCUGCCAGAGCCUUCCUCUACACCAUCCCUCUCUUCAUGACGGCCCGCGGCCCGGCCACGACAUGCGGGGGAGAAGAGAUCUUCCUCAGGGCGGUGGUCUCCUUCCCACCCCCCAUCAACACGGACUCCCACUCCUCCACAGACCUCCCUCCCCCGACAGUCGGAGGAGGAUGGGAGAGGAGGGCCGCUCUUUGCUUGGACCCCCUCCUGGAAAGCUGAGGAGAAUAGACGGACUCGGAGGUGAUGUCAUCUCCCACUCUCACAUGUCUCAUCAGAACCCGCUCCACAGACUCCCACCCCCCUCAGACCGGCCCGGUCUUCUUCCCAUACCGGGGAGCCGUGAUAUGGGCCGGGGAGACGCGGAUCGAGGAUCCAUCAGACCGCUAAUGGACCUUCAGGUGAAGCCGCUGACCCAGAGGAGGAUCAAGUUGAACAGGGACCUGGGGAGGAAGGGUAGCACCGAGUCAGCAACCACAGACAGGACACUGUCUGGGUCUGAGAAGACCACCUCAGACCGAUCAGCGGCUGCUAACCUCUCUGAAGGAGACCGGCCCAGCGGUACAGCAGAAGGUGCCGUUAGAAAGGAGCGGUCAGCAUCUGGGGAGAGGGGAGUCAGCAGAGAGAGACCAGGAAGUGCUGGAGACCGACUGCAGGGUUCAGACAGAGAGCAGAGCAGAAGCUCCGGACUGGACAGAGAGCGGGACAGACCUUCAGGAUCAGACAGAGGCACGACGUCCGACAGAGAGAGGGACAGGGUCUCCAGCUCGCAGAAAAUAGCAGUCACAGUGGAGAGAGACCUCGAAGGAGAGAGGUCGGUGAGGACCGAGCGAAAGCCCUCCAGUGCAGGAGGGAGGUCUGUCUCUCUGGAUAAAAUGACCAUCGCAGAGAAGUCAUCCGGCUCCAGGAGCUCCUCAGACCCUCAGGAGAAGUCAUCUGGCUCCAGGAGCUCCUCAAACCCUCAGGAGAAGUCAUCCGGCUCCAGGAGCUCCUCAGACCCUCAGGAGAAGUCAUCCGGCUCCAGGAGCUCCUCAGACCCUCAGGAGAAGUCAUCCGGCUCCAGGAGCUCCUCAAACCCUCAGGAGAAGUCAUCCGGCUCCAGGAGCUCCUCAGACCCUCAGGAGAAGCCAAGCACAUCGUCUAAGGAGAGGGGCGAAGGGUCCGAGCGAUCUUCUAAAUCUGACAGGAGUGUGUCCAAGGACAGAACAGAGAGGAGUGCCCCCUCAGGAGAGAAACCAGCUGCUGCUCACAGAGAAGCAGUGAAAGAUGUCGAGGAGCCUGCUGUGAAGAGCAAACCCAGGAUCAGCCGCAAGGCGCUGACGAGCCACACAGUGAGCUCCACUAGGUCAUCUCAAGAAACCAAGCGAGACUCCGACAAAGAUCAGAAGAGUGUAUCCUCCAAACCUGCAGAGCAGCUCCCAUCGAGCCCCGUGAACAGCCGGGGCCGCAGCCCGAGCAUCAGCCCGGAACCCACACCGGCCAGCGAGCAGCCGCUCAUUCAGCCGCCUCCUCGCUCCAAGUGGGAAAGAGAGGACGACGAAGAAGGCCAGGAAAACGGACCUAGUGCACCCAAGGAGCCCUCACCCGUGCCACAAAGGGGCCGAGCCAGAGAAGGGCAGACUGAAGCACCGAAACCUGUUAGGGGUGAAGGAAAGGAUGCCACAAGGGAGGAGAGGCGAGGCGCAGGUAGAGAAGAGAGGAAAGGGAGAGCACCGAGGGAAGAGGGUAAAGGUGGCAGGACAGCACAGACAAAUUCCGACAAACCAACCAAACUAAAACUUGUUAGGGAGGAAGGGAGAUCUGCAGCAAGGGAGGAAGGGAGAUCUGCAGCAAGGGAGGAAGGGAGAUCUGCAGCAAGGGAGGAAGGGAGAUCUGCAGCAAGAGAGGAAGGGAGAUCUGCAGCAAGAGAGGAAGGGAGAUCUGCAGCAAGAGAGGAAGGGAGAUCUGCAGCAAGAGAUGAGGGACGAGGAGUGACCGGGAAGGAAGAGAGAGCUGCAGAGGGCAGAGGAGGACGAGAGGAGGGUCGUGGCCUAGAGCCCAGGAGACAGCGAUUGUGUUCUGACCUGGGCCGCGAGACGGACGAGGCGGCCUUUGUGCCCGACUACAGCGAAGGUGAAGGCGAAGGCUCGGAGACAGAGAGGGGAAGGAGUGGCAGCGGCAGUGUGUCUGGCAGCCAACCCUCCAGCCCCACCCAGAGCAACCACAGCGGCUCGGCAGCUACCACCGCGGCGGACAAGAAGAAGAAGAAACGCAAGAAACAUAAAAAGCACAAGAAGCACAAGAAGCACAGCGCCCAGUGCAAGGAAGGAGAACAAAAGGAGCACAAGCACAAACACAAGAAGAAGAAACACAAAAAGAGCAAGGACAAAGAUGUGGAGGAAGAGGAGGAGAAGUUGGAGAAAGCAGAGGAAGGGGCUCCACACUAGCCUUUUGUUAAUAAGGAGAUAAUGAUGUGUUCUAGACAUAUCGGCUAACACUGGCAUGCUGCUCCAUGUGCCACUCUGAGGGAUGAAACAAGUCUUUGACUGUCCACGACACUGGACGGCUGUCUGGCUGUUGUUCACUUAAUGUACUUGCGGUACUUUGUUGUGCUUGGAUUUGCAGCAUUACGACCGCUGCGGAGGUUUCUUUAAUGUUCAAUGUGAGCCUUUUCUUUGAGACUUUAGGUCAGAGAAACCUUGGAAUUUGAUGCUGUGCGGCACUAUUGUGAUCCACGUAGAGCUGGGCAGAAAGGACUUGAUGAUAAUACCGGAUCCACAGCAGUGAAUCUAAAUGAUAGGAAUAACAGACACUGUACUCAGGGAUGUGAUUGCUUCUUUGUCGAGGAGGAAUUGCCGUUUCUCCGUCUCUGAUUCAUUUGUAAAUAGAUGAGCUAUUGCUUCACAUAAUAAUUUUCCCUCCGUUUGUUUUGCUCACAUCCCUGUGUGCUGUUCAAGGCUUAAAUGCGGAAUAACCUUCAUUGCUAUGAGGGUCGUUGUAAGCGCUUUUUUUUUUUUAAGGAUUGUACUUGUGGUUUUUGCAUGUUUUAGUACAUUAACUCCAAAUCAGGAAUACUUUCCAUCACUGCAAAUCAUCUUCAAUGCUGAUAAAAUCAUCUUUAGGCAGCCACUGGUUUCAAUCAUGCCAGGAGUUGUUUUUUUGGGGGGGGGUUAUAAAUUAGCUUAAAUAAAGGCAACAAAUUAUUCUUGGAUAGGUUAUCAAUCAUUUUCUUACCAAACUUACAUCUUUGGAAAUAGUUAGCACUACAGUAUUUUUGAUCAAUGUGCUAAAACCGACACGAUCACAGUAUGGUCCUUUUUAAGUUAAAACAAAUCUUUAUGUACCCAUGCUACACUGGAUUGUUUAAAUCUAGGAUGUGUUCAUUAAUGUAAAAUCAGUCGGCAUGUUUUUGUUCCAAAGUUGCAGUAAUGUCCAUCACGUUGUCUGAGUGUGUGUGUGUGUGUGCGCGCGAGAGAAAGUGAAAUGUGACGGAAGUUGGACAAAUUGGAGAACUUGUGUUCUUACAAAUGAGUUGUUCGGGUUUUUGUUUUUUUUUAAUUAAAAUGUUUUGACCUCAUGAAAA
Messenger RNA from Anarrhichthys ocellatus (wolf-eel), 7632 nucleotides. Its product is annotated as E3 ubiquitin-protein ligase RBBP6-like. The record is from RefSeq and is a predicted model, not a curated record. NCBI's taxonomy places the organism in Eukaryota, Metazoa, Chordata, Actinopteri, Perciformes, Anarhichadidae. Bases 944 to 6496 code for a protein of 1850 amino acids. Gene Ontology annotation, biological process: mRNA processing; ubiquitin-dependent protein catabolic process; protein ubiquitination. Gene Ontology annotation, molecular function: nucleic acid binding; zinc ion binding; ubiquitin protein ligase activity. Gene Ontology annotation, cellular component: nucleus. The transcript has 20 exons.